CCAUCGACCAUCGACUGUUGCAACAUCAACUUCCAUCAUGAACACGGAUGCUGCUGGGAACGGAAAAAGAGUGAAGGUGCCGUCUACUUCCUCCGAUCUGGAGUCCUCGAAUGCACCGAACUCGAAGAAGGCCCGGAAUGAAGACGAGACCCCAUCUGGGCUUCCCUCACCUAAUAUGACAACUUUUGGAACUCUGAAUGAUACGAGGUCAGCACAGGCUUCGCCUGCUCAGCCUGAACCUCGUCGUGCCGAUGUCGACCGCAAUAAUGGUUUUGAUCAAGGGAAGGUUGACCCAGCCAUGGACAAGCGUUAUGAUUCGACUGUCGGGAUUGGUUCGACGUUUAGUCAGGAAACCGAGAAUGGCACCAUCAUGUGCAAGUCAUGUAAAUCGAAGCACAAGCUGUUCGUCUGGGCUGAGCUAAUAUCGACAAAUUCGAAGUGCGAAAACGUGAAGAUGGGCAAAGUGAGCAACUGUGGCUCGGAAGACCAGAGUGACUAUCCACCGGACGAUCUCCCACGCCCUGUGCAAGAGGGCCUUGAUCACAAAGCUACGUCAGGAGAGAACUUAGCUGCUGCUGGAUAUCUCCUUGGGCGCAGUGAAGAGUGUGAUGUUAUCAUCAGGGAUCCGCAAAUCUCGAAUCGCCACUGCCUGGUAUACAAGGAGACGCUUUCCUCCGGUAACCUAGCAGUCUUCAUCGAAGAUAUGUCCGCGAAUGGAACCUAUAUCAACGGCCAAAAGCUGGGCCGAAACAACCGUCAUCGGUUACACAACGGAGACGAAAUCUCACUGACACACGGUAGGGGCAAAGAUGAAGACGUGUCCUUCAUUUUCAAACAGUCGCGAGGCAAGAAAGGAAAGGGCAAGACAUUCGACGAAACAUUUAUCCUCGGGAAAACGCUGGGUAGUGGACAUUUCGCCGAGGUAAAACUCGGUAUAGAGAGGGCUUCAGGGACGCAGUUCGCCAUCAAAGUCUUCAAGAGGAAGCCACAUCAGAGGAGCAAAGAUGCCGGAAACUUGGCGCAGGAGAUCGGGAUUCUCAUGGGUGCUACACAUCCCUACAUCACAUGCAUCCGCGAAGUCUUUGACGAAGAUCAAUUCAUAUACAUUGUAAUGGAACUCGCCCCCGGCGGCGAACUCUUCGACCUCGUCAUCGAACGUCGAAAGCUCACCGAAAACGAAACGCGACACAUCUUCCUCCAACUCCUCACUGGGUUGAAGUAUCUGCAUGAACGGAACAUCGUGCAUAGAGAUAUUAAGCCUGAGAAUAUUCUGGUGAUGGAUAAGGGGAACAUGAGUAUCAGGCUUGCAGAUUUUGGGUUGGCGAAGAUUGUGGGAGAGGAUAGUUUUACGACCAGUUUGUGUGGGACGCCGAGCUAUGUUGCACCGGAGAUACUGGUCAAUUCCACACAUAGAAAGUACGGACAUCCUGUAGAUGUUUGGAGUUGUGGUGUGGUUCUCUACAUCUGUUUGUGCGGCUUCCCACCGUUCAGCGAUGAACUUGCUCCGCCGUCAAUGCAAGAGCAGAUCAAAACAGCCAAGUUCGAGUUCCCAUCGCCAUAUUGGGACCCCAUCUCUGAUCCCGCACUACACCUCAUUGAGCGGAUGCUCACCGUGGACCCGAAUGAGCGCAUCACCGUCGCCGAAGCCCUCGAACACCCGUGGAUGAAAGGCCUACAACCGGAAGCUUACAGCAAUGCAUCGACUCCUCUCGACAUCUUCUCCCUAGUCGACCUCGACAUCACCCGCCGUACCGGAAUUGUUCGAGAGCGCACCAAACUGGCGGACAUGAACCCUAAAGAAGCCGCGGAGAUUGGGGAAACGAAGGUUGUGAGGCCUAACGUCGAUGAAGACGAUAGUGACAAGACGAAGCUGGAUGAGAUGGAGAGGGCUAGGGAGACGUUUAUGGCAAUGGGGGAGAGUGAUCCGGAUGCGACGAUUUAUGAUGAGGAGAAUGAGAUUCCGGCGACGCAGCUUGAUGAGACGGUAGAGGAGAGUUACGAUUAGGGUAUUGAGGUGAUAAGGAAGGGAAGGGAAAAGGGAGAGGAGGGAUGGAA
Messenger RNA from Saitoella complicata NRRL Y-17804, 2055 nucleotides. Its product is annotated as Pkinase-domain-containing protein. The transcript has 7 exons. Gene Ontology annotation, cellular component: nucleus. The record is from RefSeq and is a predicted model, not a curated record. NCBI's taxonomy places the organism in Eukaryota, Fungi, Ascomycota, Saitoellomycetes, Saitoellales, Saitoellaceae. Gene Ontology annotation, molecular function: ATP binding; protein serine/threonine kinase activity; protein binding. Gene Ontology annotation, biological process: protein phosphorylation; mitotic DNA damage checkpoint signaling. The coding region runs from base 38 to 2005 and encodes 655 amino acids.